Pleuronectes platessa (European plaice) is the source of this 2845-nucleotide messenger RNA. RefSeq names its product transcription regulator protein BACH1. The record is from RefSeq and is a predicted model, not a curated record. Gene Ontology annotation, biological process: regulation of transcription by RNA polymerase II. Bases 108 to 2090 code for a protein of 660 amino acids. Gene Ontology annotation, molecular function: DNA-binding transcription factor activity, RNA polymerase II-specific; protein binding; RNA polymerase II cis-regulatory region sequence-specific DNA binding. NCBI's taxonomy places the organism in Eukaryota, Metazoa, Chordata, Actinopteri, Pleuronectiformes, Pleuronectidae. The transcript has 5 exons.
UGUCACAUGACCAGGGGAACGUUCGGGUUCCGGAUGAUCAUCCCCACGCUCUUCUAACAAGUGGCAGUAGCGUCCCGCUGACAUGGCAGGCUGAGCUUGUAGGAACCAUGUCGCUCCCAGCCCCUCGCAUGUCAGCGUUCACGUUUCAGUCGGCCGUGCACAGCGCCCACGUGCUCCGGUGUCUGAACGACCAGCGGCAGCAGGACGUCCUGUGCGACGUGACGGUGGUGGUGGGGGGGGACCGGAGUUUUCGGGCCCACUGCUCCGUCCUGGCCUCCUGCAGUGAAUACUUUCACAGCCGGGUCGCCAGCGUCAUCAGACCGAACGCCAUCAUCACCUUGCCGGAAGAGGUGACCGUGGAGGGGUUUGAACCGUUGCUUCAAUUCGCCUACACAUCCAAGCUGCUCUUCACCAAAGAAAACAUUCACGCCAUUCACAGCAGUGCUGAGUUUUUAGGCUUUCAAGACUUGGAGUCAUCGUGCUUUGAUUUCCUCAUCCCAAAGUUGUCUGGAGGCAGAAGGAGCUCAGAGGAGGUCCACCGGAGAGCCUGCUGUCGGAGCCGGGAUCCCAGCACCGGUUUAGGCUCCAGUGUUGAGAGCAGCCAAUCAAAAUCACCGCUACCUUCAGCAGGAGAUGAACAAACAAACUUCCCAUCCUCGUGUCCUCAGCCCGCUCAGAGCCAGACGAAUGACAGGGAAGACAACUUCUGUCUGGAGAACUGCGGGCCACAAAUGGCCCCCUUAACUCUGGAGUUGACCGCAAGUGGAGUGUGCCCCAUGUUGUCGUUGCCCUGCCCGGACUCCGACAAAGCAGAUCCUCCGUCUCAGUUUUGCGAGAGGGACAUUUUAGAGAUAGGAGACGUGUGUAAUCAAAGUGAGUUCAGCUUGGCAGACUGUGGCUUGCCCUGUGAGCUGUCGACCCCCGGGGACGUGAACCCGCCAGAGCUCAUCGAGCCGGCAGGCGAGGACGUCAAACAGGCGGUGGAGACGCUUGGUGCUGAAACCAACUGUAACCCCGGUUCGUGUCCAGUCAACACAUCAGGGGCAGGAAACUGCAGUGAGUCAUUGGAGCAGAGGGCUGCUGGCCUCGGACAGAGGAUGACAGGUGAUCUCUCAGACCCGGCACUGGCUGCUUUAAGCCCCGCGGAGGGAUUUGGGAAGAGGAGCAGUGUGGAGAGGGAGGUGGCUGAACAUCUGGCAAAAGGAUUUUGGUCUGACCUAUGCCCGACUCAAGGUCAACCCCUCCCCCUGGAUCCCAUGGACCAAAACAAUUUAGCCAAAGCAUCAGACUUUCAUUGGCUUAAGCAGCUGGACUUUAACUCCAGUGCAGGAGACUGCCCUUUCCUCAGGGACCUUGGGACAGGUGAUGACCUCGCUCCACGCACCGACACGUUGUCCCAGACAGAAGAGAGCCCGUGCAUGUCCUCCUCGAUCAACUCUGGGGACGACUCGGACCUGGACACAGAUGGAGACACUGAGGCCAACAAGAAAAGAGCUGCAGAGAUUCAGCUCCCAUUCCCAGUGGAGCAGAUCUCAGCGCUGAGCCGGAGUGCCUUCCAGCAGCUUCUGAGAAACUAUCAGCUGACUCCAGAUCAGCUGGAGUUUGUCCAUGACGUCCGUCGACGAAGCAAAAACCGCGUGGCUGCACAGCGCUGCCGAAAGCGAAAACUAGACAGCAUUCAAAAUCUAGAAUGUGAAAUCAAACGAUUAAAAAGUGAGAAGGAGCUGCUGCUGCAGGAGCAAACGGAGCUGGAGCAGAACCUGGAGGAGAUGCAUCAGAGUCUGUGCGGCUUGUGUAAAAGUGUGGAGUCGGGUUCCGAUCAGGAACACCUGCAGCUUCUUGCCAAGCUCUCCUCGCCGGACUUCACCGUCCCCUCCCCGAGCCGCCUGGUCAAAGCUGAGGAGUCGCACAUCACUAUCGAAAUGGUAAGUUGUUCUGCGGAGUGUGACCCAGAGGCGACGCCUGCAGACUCGGCUCAGAGGGCUUCACCAGAGGCUGGCCCUCUUCCUGAGGAGGCGGGUUCUCCACAGAGCGGCUCUGCUCCUGCAUCUUUUCUCAACACUUGUCUGGACAUGAACAGCAGCUUGUAAUUGGACUCAAGUUCAUCUGUUGAACAUUCAGUAUAGAAUGUUUUCCUCUACUGGGAAAAGACACACGUUUCCUGUGUAUUUCACAGGAGGAUUUUUUGACAUGCAUAAAUGUCAUGGUUCCUUUGUUGUAUUUCUAAUAUGCAUUUCACACAGAAUCCAGUGUUUAUCACCAUUUCAAAGGUGCUGACAAUGUUCAGGUAGUUCCCAAGAUGAUGCAAAUUAGCAGGACUAAUUAACUAAGUUUCUCAGGGACACACUUAACCUGACUGUGUUUUGAUUGCUAAAAUACUUCUCUUUGCACACACCCCCCCCUCCUACACACCCACACAGACUCACAGUGUUCGAUGCCGUGUUCUGUCGUUAUAAGUUUAAAACAUACAGUUUUAUUCCACCGGUAAAUAUGCAAAGCACUAACAAAAGUAUUGUUCAAGGAAACGGUAUCACUAACAUAAUAUGCACAGUUUAAAAGAAUAACUGUCGGCUUACUCCAGUGUUCGUGGAGUGGUUGCAGUUUGACUGAAAGUUUUGUAACAGAGCAUUAGUUAUAGUAUUUGAUGCAAAUAUGUGCCUUAUGCAAUAUGCAGUAGUUUAAUAUGAAUAGAGAAAGGUCACCUUUGUUAGUUCUUGUCUCGAGGACUGUUGCACAUUAACCCAGAGCCUGCUUUCUCUUAUGUCUACUUCUGCCUGCAUGUCCAGUAUUUUUAAAGAAAUGCUUUCACAGGUUACACUUUGAAAUAAACAGCAUUUUGUUACCA